Messenger RNA from Penicillium vulpinum, 2643 nucleotides. It is a transcript of the gene exg2, whose product is annotated as putative exo-beta-1,3-glucanase. Bases 1 to 2643 code for a protein of 880 amino acids. Gene Ontology annotation, cellular component: cell surface; extracellular region. Lineage: Eukaryota; Fungi; Ascomycota; Eurotiomycetes; Eurotiales; Aspergillaceae. The transcript is spliced from 3 exons. Gene Ontology annotation, molecular function: beta-glucosidase activity. Gene Ontology annotation, biological process: glucan catabolic process. The record is from RefSeq and is a predicted model, not a curated record.
AUGCCAAGCCAAUCCCAAAACCGAGACCGAUCCGAUAAACGAGACCGGGAUCGGGAUCGGGAUCGCGACCGCACACGUGAGCAAGAGCGCUCGCGCCGCCGAGAGAGAGACCGAGAGCGGGACCGUGAAUAUAUCCGUGGUCGUUAUGAGGAUGAUGAAGGCGCAGCAUCCAGCCCUGGUAACGCGCGCACCGCAAAAUAUCGCUUCCGCGGGGAAUCAGGGUACGAGUCGAACUCGCAUAACGAGCGCGAUGAUUACGAUGAGGAGCGUGAGCGGCGCAGGGAACGGAGGCGCAGACGGAGAGAGGAAGAGGAAGCGGAAGAGAGGGCAGGACUUGUUUAUGGGGAGCCUGGGGAGGGGAGGAGACGGGAUAGGGAACGGGAACGUGAGAGGGGGAGUCCUAGGGUGAGGGACUCACCUGCUGCAUCGCCUACUAAACGGCGAGAUCGCGAGAGGCGAUAUCGCACCGAGGAGAGUGCGAGUCCUACCAGGGAGAGACGGACGAGGGAUCUGGAUGCUGAGGCUGAGGCCGAGGCGCGUCGACGGAGACGGCGCGAGCGCGAGCGCGAAAGAGAACGAGAGCGCGAGCGGGAAAUCGAUGCUGCUGCUGCUACGGCGGCGGCAGCGAAGAAACAUCGCAGCACGGAGUCUUCGAGUAGUGCAGCGCAUCUCUUGAGUGUAGAUGCUAUGGCCCGUCUUGCUGCUGAGCACGAGGAUGCGGAUCGCAUAGAACAGUCCCGCGCAGAAGAUGAGUUGCGUCGGGAACGUCGACGACAGCGGAAGCGAGCUGCUUUGGAUGCUGCUGCUGGUGCGGCGCUUGGCGCUGAGGUUGCGCAGGGUCGCUCACGCCAUAAAGCGGGCGCAAGAGUCGUGUCUGGUGCUUAUCUGGAAGAAGGGCAUAGCUCUGAUGCGAGGGUUCGGCGUCGUGGUGGUGGUGGACCUGCUAUGGAUGAUCAUUGGAAAGACGAGAAUAGUUGGGAUGGCAGCUCGGAGGGCCGUGGAGGGCUGCCGAGAUGGAAAUUUUGGUCCAAUUGGUCGAAGAGAAAGCGUAUUUGGGUCGGAUGUCUACUAGCGAUCCUCCUCUUGCUUGCCAUCAUCAUCCCAGUUGCACUUGUUGUAUCCAAAAAGAGCGACUCGGAUUCAAAACCGAGUUCCUCAGACUCUGAUGACAGUAGUCCUACCUCUAAUCUGGACAGUAUCAGCCGCGAAAGCAUACCGAGUUACGCCAAGGGCACUGUCUUGGAUCCAUUUACGUGGUACGAAACCGACGGCUUCAACCUCACUUUUACAAAUGCCACCGUGGGUGGUCUUUCAGUAAUGGGAAUCAACUCAGCUUGGGAUGACUCUGCCCGGCCUAAUGACAAUGUGCCUCCUCUCAACAAGCCGUUCCCUUACGGCUCACAGCCGAUCCGUGGGGUCAACCUGGGCGGAUGGCUUUCUAUAGAACCAUUCAUUGUCCCGUCCAUGUUCAGCAAGUGGCCAUCCAGCGCCGGCAUCAUUGACGAGUAUACCUUGACAAAAAAGCUUGGAAACUCCGCGACGGCCACGUUGGAGAAACAUUACGCUGAAUUUAUUUCAGAAUCGGACUUGAAGGAAAUCACGGAUGCCGGACUCGAUCAUGUCCGCAUCCCAUACUCUUACUGGGCUGUGAAAACCUACGAUGACGACCCAUAUGUUGCCAAGGUUGCAUGGCGUUAUCUCCUGCGUGUGAUAGAGUGGUGCCGCAAGUAUGGACUGCGGGUUAAACUCGACCUCCACGGACUCCCCGGCAGCCAAAAUGGCUGGAAUCACAGUGGCCGGCAGGGCAGCGUCAACUGGUUGGAGGGUACAGACGGUGACCUUAACCGUAAGAGGUCACUUGAAAUUCAUGACCAACUUUCACAGUUCUUCGCCCAAGAUCGCUACAAGAACGUGGUAACAAUUUACGGCCUGGCGAACGAGCCACUGAUGCUGUCGCUGCCCGUUGACAAGGUCCUAGAUUGGACCCAGGAGGCUGCGGAACUCGUCCGCAAAAAUGGUGUGACUGCCACUCUUGUCCUUCAUGACGGGUUCCUGAAUCUCGCAAAGUGGGAUAACAUGUUCCCAAACCACCCGGAUAACAUGUACCUCGACACCCACCAAUAUACUACCUUCAACACGGGUGAGAUCGUGUUGAAUCACACCGCCAAGCUCGAUGUUAUCUGCAAUAAUUGGUACUCCAUGAUCAAGGAAAUCAAUACGACAACUUCUGGAUGGGGUCCAACUAUUUGCGGCGAAUGGUCGCAGGCGGACACCGACUGUGCACAAUACGUGAACAACGUCGGUCGAGGUGCCCGAUGGGAAGGGACCUACGAUACCACAUCCACAACGGCGUACUGUCCAACAGCGGACCAGGGAACAUGCAGCUGCUCGGAUGCGAACCAGGACCCAUCCGAGUAUUCCGCAACCUACAAGAAGUACUUGCAGACAUACGCUGAGGCACAGAUGUCUGCCUUUGAAACUGCAAUGGGGUGGUUUUACUGGACCUGGCGGACGGAGUCCGCGGCUCAGUGGAGUUAUCGCACCGCUUGGAAGAAUGGAUACAUGCCUAGCAAGGCAUAUAGUCCUUCCUUCAAGUGCGGCGAUGAAGUGCCGGACUUUUCUGAGGCAUCGGAAAGUUUCUAA